Prunus dulcis (almond) is the source of this 625-nucleotide messenger RNA. RefSeq lists its product as uncharacterized. The record is from RefSeq and is a predicted model, not a curated record. The transcript has a single exon. NCBI's taxonomy places the organism in Eukaryota, Viridiplantae, Streptophyta, Magnoliopsida, Rosales, Rosaceae. Bases 2 to 562 code for a protein of 186 amino acids.
GAUGGGAAAUUGUGUGUUCAAAGGGUUUGGAGAGGCAGAGGAGAUGGUGAAGGUGGUGACUUCCAGCGGGGGAAUAAUGGAGCUCUAUGCCCCAAUCACAGCCAACGCCAUAACCACCGAGUUCCCAGGCCACGCCAUCUUCAAAUCCCGCGACCUCUUCGCCCAACCUCUCCUCCACAACGAAGAGCUUCAUCCCAAAGAGCUCUACUAUCUCCUCCCUCUCAACCCCUACAAGUCCACCCCGAAAGACCACGAAAACAUCAACGUAAACCCCAACGGCGCAGUUUCUACGCCGUACCGCAUGUCGUGCGACAGCCAAGGGUUGCUUAGGAAGAGGGCAGACCCCGAAGUGUUUCCGAGGUACAAUAGUAGCGGGGUUUGGAAGGUGAAGCUUGUAAUAAGCCCGGAGCAGCUGUCGGAGAUUUUGUCGCAGGAGGCUCGCACCGAGGCUUUGAUUGAGAGUGUGAGGACGGUGGCCAAGUGCGGCACCGGAGGGAACUCGUCGGCGGCGGGUUCGGAUCAGUGGAGUGUGUCUAGCAGUUGGAAGGAGUCGGCAUCAUGAAAAAAAGUAUGGUCAUGUAGAUAUAAUAUAUAAUUAAUGUAAUGUUGAGAUCAUAUAUUUAGA